Molecule: messenger RNA, 3237 nt
Organism: Chenopodium quinoa (quinoa)
Lineage: Eukaryota; Viridiplantae; Streptophyta; Magnoliopsida; Caryophyllales; Amaranthaceae
Product: metal-nicotianamine transporter YSL1-like
Exons: 7
Coding region: 1123-3129 (668 amino acids)
Biological process (GO): seed development; response to iron ion
Cellular component (GO): plasma membrane
Molecular function (GO): oligopeptide transmembrane transporter activity; iron-nicotianamine transmembrane transporter activity
Source: RefSeq, a predicted model, not a curated record
UAUAUGUAUGGAUCUUCAUAAUCCAUAUUAAAAUCUGACGUAAAAUACAAUAUGAAAAGUUGUGUAAUCAUAUCUAUGUAUGCAUGAAGCCAUUUAUAUAACCAUUAGUGUUACAUAAGGAAAGUACAAAACAAAUCUGUCUAUCUCCAUGUGUAAGAUGGUAGAUAGUCAAUGUAUAUCCCAUGCAUAUCUCCUACUAUCACUCUUGACACCCUUUGUAGUAAUAUUGACUACUCUAUCAGUAACAAUAGUGUACACAUAUAAAGUAAAAUCUCCACAAAAAUCUCAACAAUCAUAUACAUAGUACUUCAUAGAGAGUGAGGUAUAGAUUAAGUGGUUAGAGCUCUCCUCCCGUUUCGAAGAGAUCUUGGGAUCGAUUAUCAUCACCUACCCUCGUGGCUCUUUAAACACCAAAAAAAAAAAAAAAAAAAAACAUAGUACUCCAUACAAAAGUUUUAUCCAAUCAUUAAAGAUAUUGUACGAAUAAAAAUAAACAAAAUAAAAAAUAAAAAUAGCUGAGAAGAUAAACUUAAAAAAAUUAACCACAUAAAAUAUUAAAAAUGACCUAUUAGAGAUUUCCCAAAAAAAAAAAAACCAGUUAUCUUGAGAUUGAGUUUUUAUCCGAAUGCCUAAUAUCAAUACUUAUUUGGGUAAACAAAUGACCCCAUCAAAAUAAUUUAAACACUGAAAAUAAAGAUGAAUUAGGUACCGUGCAUAUAUUAUUUUGAUAAAUAUAUCCGUAUACACCAUCUAAUUCAUUCCUUAAAGUGAUGAUUCAGUGUCACCCGAAAAUAGCUUGGAGAGAAAUAUGUGCAUAGCAGCAAGUUGCAGAAUUAUCAAUCCCGCUAAUACAGCACAUAGUUAGAGUCAACUAUAGAACAAUACUGGACAUGUGGGUUUGAAUUUUGAUUCUAUCAUAUUUUUUUGAAUUUUUUUUUCCCCAAUUUUACAAUUUUAUAGAGUUGAGAAGUCACCAAAUCUCACAUCAUAGUCCUUUUGUAACAAAGUUGUUAUACAUAUACUCCAUAUUAGUAGGGGAGAAUUUGUACAAAACAAAGUCCAAUAACUCCCACUCUUUUAUCACUCAUAUUUUCUGAUCUGACCAAGAUUCACUCAGAAAAUAUGGGGGAUGAGAGGCCAGAAAGAGAGAUACAGCGGUUGGAGGUGGAGGAGGAUCAACAGGAGGAGUCCGAAUUCGACUUGAGGAAGAAAAUCCCACCAUGGAAUAAACAGAUUACAAUACGAGGUUUGGUUGCAAGUACAAUCAUAGGUGUUCUCUACUGCAUCAUUAUAAUGAGGAUAAGCCUCACUACUGGUCUGAGUCCUAACCUGAAUGUCUCUGUUGCUCUUCUCGCGUUCAUUUUUAUACAAUCAUGGACUAAGAUCCUUCAGAAGACCUCAUUUUUGUCUGUGCCUUUCACUAGACAGGAAAAUACCAUGAUUCAGACGUGUGCUGUUGCCUGCUACAGCAUAUCCAUUUCAGGUGGAUACGGGGCAUAUCUGUUGGCACUAAACAAGAAAACAUACGAGCUUGCCGGAGUAAACACACCAGCGAACCACCCAGGAAGUUACAUGGAGCUAAAACUAGGUUGGGUGAUUGGUUAUAACUUGAUUGUCUGUUUUGUUGGACUGUUUGUGUUGAUCCCACUUCGGAAGAUAUUGAUAGUUGACUACAAAUUGCCCUUCCCAAGUGGCUUGGCAACUGCUGUUCUCAUUAAUGGAUUUCAUUCAAAGGGAGAUAAACUGUCAAGGAAGCAGGUGCGAGGAUUCAUGAAGUACUUUUCAUUCAGUUUCCUCUGGGGUUUUUUCCAGUGGUUUUUCACUGGGAAAGCAGGGGACUGUGGAUUCAGCCAGUUCCCGACUUUUGGCCUUCAAGCUUGGAAACAAUCAUUUUACUUCGACUUCAGCCUAACAUAUAUUGGCACGGGAAUGAUUUGUUCUCAUCUUGUUAAUUUAUCUUUGCUUCUGGGAGCCGUGAUCUCAUGGGGUAUUAUGUGGCCACUCAUCAAUAAACUCGAAGGAAACUGGUUCCCUGCAGAUUUACCAGGUUACAGCAUGCAGGGACUCAGUGGCUACAAGGUAUUCAUUUCCAUUGCCCUCAUUUUUGGGGAUGGGUUAUAUAUCUUCCUCAAAGUAAUUUAUAUUAUCAUAAAAAACAUUCAUGAUAGAACGAAAAACCAGACCCCCAAUACAGAUGAUAAUAAUCAGAACACAAAUCCUGAUCUCCAUAAACAAAAUGAACUUUUUGUAAGGGAAAGGAUUCCAAUGUGGAUUUCAGGCGCUGGAUACAUCCCCCUCUCCAUCGUCUCCACCAUCGUGAUUCCUUUUAUGUUUCCCCAGAUUAAAUGGUAUUAUGUCAUUGUAGCAUAUAUUCUCUCUCCAAUUAUAUCUUUUGCCAAUGCAUAUGGAGCUGGUUUAACUGAUCAGAACAUGGCAUACAAUUAUGGGAAAGUAGCCAUUUUCAUCCUGGCUGCCCUUGCUGGGAAAGACAAUGGAUUGGUAGCAGGGCUUGUAGGCUGUGGUGUCAUCAAGUCAGUUGCCUUUGUUUCUUGCACUCUAAUGCAAGAUUUCAAAACAGGCCACAUGACCCUAUCAUCCCCUCGCUCAAUGCUCAUCAGCCAAGCGGUGGGCACCGCAAUUGGAUGCAUUGCAGCUUCUCUAAGCUUCUUCUUGUUCUACCAAGCAUUCGACGUGGGAAAUCCUACUGGGGAAUACAAAGCACCUUACGCCCUAAUUUACAGGAACAUGGCAAUUUUGGGGGUCCAGGGAUUCUCGGCACUUCCUCAACAUUGUUUGCAGCUCUGCUACGGGUUUUUUGCAAUAGCAGUAGGACUAAACCUGCUGCGAGACCUACUACCAUCCAGGAUUGGAAAAUUGAUGCCACUUCCAAUGGUUAUGGCAGUGCCAUUUUUGGUGGGGGGAUAUUUUGCAAUUGAUAUGUGUGUGGGAAGUUUGAUAGUCUUCACAUGGCAAAAACUUAACCCAAAGAAGGCUAACUUUAUGAUUCCAGUUGUUGCAUCAGGUUUCAUUAGUGGGGAAGGGAUUUGGAGCCUCCCGGCUGCUCUUCUGGCUUUAGCCAAAGUUAAAGCUCCAAUAUGUAUGAAAUUUUUGGCUUCCUCAGCCUCCUAGAUGAAUUUGUAGACUUUUUAAAAAAAUUAUUUAUACAUAUAGACAUAUAGUCUGUGACAACGGAGUUAAUUAUCUCCAAACAUUAGAUAAUUCUGAUUUCUACACUAA